AAACAGUGACCCAGAAGCAGGUGGACAAAGAAUUCAGGGACUGACAGAAACGGAGCUUGGAACCCAGACUGAAACUGGUUCCAGAUUGACUUCUAGCAUCCAGGACCCAGACACAGGGCCAUGGGACCCCAGCAUUUGAGACCUGUGCAGCUGCUCUGCCUCCUGGGGACUAUCUCCACGCUGCCUCGGACUGAAGCUCUUUUGUGCUAUGAGGCAACAGCCUCAGCCUUCAGAGCUGUUGCUUUUCAUAACUGGAAGUGGCUUCUGAUGAGAAGUAUGGUGUGUAAGCUGAAGGAAGGCUGCGAGGAGACGCUAGUGCUCAUCGAGACAGGGGCCAGAAGAGGAGUUGUGGGUUUUAAAGGCUGCAGCUCAGCCUUAUCUUACCCUUCCCAAAUCUCCUACCUCGUUUCACCACCUGGAGUGUCCAUUGCCUCCUAUAGUCGAGUCUGCCGGACUUAUCUCUGCAACAACCUUACCAAUUUGGAGCCUUUUGUGAACCUCAAAGCCAAAGCUCCUAAGUCUACAACAUCUUCUUCCUACAAUUGUCCAACCUGUGUGGGCGAGCACACUAAGAGUUGCCUUCCAAAUUUUGUCACCACCGCUGCUUGCCCCGACACCGCUCCUACGUGUUACAGUUCUACCUUAAAAUUUCAGGCAGGGCUUCUCAAUACCACCUUCCUCCUCAUGGGCUGUGCUCGUGAACAUCACCAGCUUUUAGCAGAUUUUCAGCAUAUUGGGAGCAUCAGAGUGUCUGAGGUCCUCAACAUCUUAGAGAAGUCCCAGAUUGCUGGUGCAGGGCCCUCCAGGCAGCGCCCUGCUUGGGGCAUCCUCUUAGGUCUCCUGCUUGCCUUCAGGGACUGACUGUCUAGCUGGACUAGACAAACACCCAGACCCCUUUGCAUCACCAAAUAAAGUUGCAGAGUUACCUU
Messenger RNA from Lemur catta (Ring-tailed lemur), 929 nucleotides. RefSeq names its product LY6/PLAUR domain containing 4 (gene LYPD4). The transcript has 4 exons. Gene Ontology annotation, cellular component: plasma membrane; plasma membrane raft. NCBI's taxonomy places the organism in Eukaryota, Metazoa, Chordata, Mammalia, Primates, Lemuridae. The record is from RefSeq and is a predicted model, not a curated record. The coding region runs from base 121 to 861 and encodes 246 amino acids.